GUUCCAUAAACGUAAGCCGACACGACGAGCCAGCUUCACCAGCCCUACCUAUGAACACUCAGCCAAGCCGAGAACCUGGUUUCUCGAGAUCCUAGCUCUAUGUAGGUCCAGUAAUUCCUAAAGAACCUUUGAGGCGGUAAGUGUGGUAAAUGUCUAGGUUGUGGAUGGAAUAUUCGGCACUCUAGCGGCGCAGCCCUACAGAAGCGGCACCAAGAGUGGUUCAAUAUUACAGCUAUCGACCGAUUUUUGAAGAUCAUUCGUAGGCAGCAUAUCAAAUUUUUGAUCAUAUUUAGCAGCCUCAUCUCCUUGUUUUUUCCCAUAUACUUUCAGGAAGCUAAAAGUAAUAUACUACCAUAAUAUUCUCCCACAAUUGAAAGGGGCUGAAUGGACUCAAAACACGACUUUGUCAUUGUUGGCGGCGGCCUAGCUGGUCUAGUCGUCGCCGCGCGCCUUACCGAGGACCCCCAAACCACAGUUAUAGUCCUCGAAGCUGGAAGCGAUAGCACCGUGGACCCCCGAGUUCGCACUCCAGGCCUAUGGCCUUCGCUUCUGGGUUCAGAAGUCGACUGGAACUAUCACAGUGUACCUCAGAAAGGACUUAACGGCAAAGUCGUCGCCUGUUCCCAAGGGAAGUUAUUAGGGGGAUCAAGUGCUAUCAACGGUCAAGCCUUCGUAGCCAACUCGAAGGCGGCGAUUGAUGUUUGGGCUGAAUUUGGCAAUCCGGGGUGGGACUGGGAAACCUUGGCACCCUAUUAUAAGAAAUCACAUACCCUUUCGCGCCCUUCAGCCGCGACAUGCGAUGUCCUACGUCUUGGCUACAUCGAUGAUGCAGUAAGGGGCACCGACGGUCCUAUUCGGGCGUCGUUCCCAGACGGGAUUGACGACCCGUUACCUACCGCUUGGGUGGAUACGAUCGCUGCUCUUGGCUUCCCCGCUUCCGGGGAUCCGUUCUCAGGAGAGUUCACCGGUGGCUAUGUCAACGCCAUGAACAUUGAUCCCAAUUCAAGCAUGCGUAGCGAUGCAGCUUCAGCGUACCUCGAGCCUGCCAAGGGUAGAAAGAAUUUACAUGUCGAAACCGGUGUUCUUGUCGAGAAGAUCGUCUUUGACGAGUCGGGAAGCGUACCGAAGGCAGUUGGCGUGCAAGUUCAAAAGAAUGGGCGCGCUAUCGUGGUAGACGUAAACAAGGAGAUCAUUCUGGCGGCUGGGGCUUUUGGCUCACCUAAGCUACUCGAAUUAUCCGGAAUUGGCUCUCGAGUACGACUUGAGAAACUUGGGAUACCUGUAAUUGUUGAUAAUCCCAAUGUUGGCGAGAACUUACAAGAUCACCCGAACGCAGGGGUUAGUUUUGAAGUGGUGGAUGGUGUCAAGACGAUGGAUGAUUUGGCCCGACAGGUUCCCGAAGCUAUCGCUACCGCAAUGCAGGAUUAUGCAACUAAGAAGACGGGGCCAUUUUCCGUUGGCGGAAACUUCGCUGGUUCAAUGCUACCCGUGGUCGAUUUCGUGGAAGGACCUGAUAGUGAACAGACAUUAAAAGAUGUUCUAGACCUCUCGCAGGAGGUCCCUACGCCAGACUCCUUUUCGUCGCAACACGCUUCAUUCGUCCACUCGUUACUUAGUAAGCGGACGGAGGGCGUAGGUAACGUGUUUACUUUCCCCGCCUACGGUAAUUUCAUCCACGAAGGCGAUGGGACCCAUGUCGUUCACCAGGCUCCUAGCUCAGGCAACUUUUUAACAAUCGUCGCCGCUAUUCUCUUCCCGUUGUCGCGCGGUAGCGUACACAUCGCCUCGGCUAACCCGGCAGACGAACCCAUCAUCGAUCCACGGUAUCUCGAACACCCACUAGACCUCGAUAUUCUCGCUCGAUUCGUCCGCUAUCUUGACACAAUUGUGCAUACUGAGCCGCUUAGUCGUUAUCUCAAACCCAAUGGUCGUCGUGGUUACGGAGCGCCUACGGACUUACGCGACCUAGCGCAAGUGAAAGGAUACGUAGAAAAGGCGGCACUAAGUUGUUAUCAUCCGACGAGCGCGUGCGCUAUGCUACCUCGCGAAAAAGGUGGCGUCGUGGAUCCCAAGUUAGGCGUUUAUGGCGUUGAGGGGCUCCGUGUGGUUGAUUCGAGCAUCAUGCCAAUUGCGACAAGAGGAAAUCCCCAGACAACGGUGUAUGCGGUCGCAGAGCGCGCUGCUGAUUUAAUCAGGGAAAUUCACAAUAUCAAUCUCUAGAGGGUAUAUAUUAAUAUAUAAUAAAGUCAUAAUUUACCUCUAGCUGAUCGAUUGUUAGGUACCUCCCGUCUUUUUUUUAUCCUAGAGGUUACCGCCUCCUUCUAGAUUCUAGAAACCCCUACUUCUAUCAACAUAAAUUCAACA
Molecule: messenger RNA, 2364 nt
Organism: Hypoxylon trugodes
Lineage: Eukaryota; Fungi; Ascomycota; Sordariomycetes; Xylariales; Hypoxylaceae
Product: glucose-methanol-choline oxidoreductase-like protein
Exons: 2
Coding region: 385-2220 (611 amino acids)
Molecular function (GO): oxidoreductase activity, acting on CH-OH group of donors; flavin adenine dinucleotide binding
Source: RefSeq, a predicted model, not a curated record